AGUACCCAUCCUCUCUUUCCUUCUUUCAUGCUAUUCCUCUUAUUCACUUCAGAGUUCAGACUCCAGCAUCAGUCUUCUUCCGGUAUUAGUCUCCGAGUGCCAACUACUGCCGACUCUCUACUGAAAAAGGUCUAGAGCAGUCCAAGCCUCAGGAACAUCAUUUGGUGGGACUAGGGAAAACUGUACUGUCUGUACGUUGUAAUCUCAAUUGGAAUUCUUAUAACUUACUUAUCAGUGUCAUAUCCGUUUAAGGAGAACGAAAGAUAUAGAAACGAUGGAGAUGGAGUCAGAAACAGCCCUAAGGCUUGUGAAGAGCGGCGUAACUCUUCUCCUUCUCGAUGUCCCCCAGUUUACUCUCGUCGGCAUUGAUACUCAGAUGUUCUCUGUUGGGCCUGCCUUUAAGGGAAUCAAGAUGAUUCCUCCUGGUCCUCAUUUCAUCUACUACAGCUCUUCUAACAAAGAAGGCAUCGAAUUCUCAACAGUAAUUGGCUUUUUCAUAGAUGCAAGCCCAUCAGAGGUGGUUGUUCGCAAAUGGGAUCAAGUGGAAGAAAGGUUUCAUAGACUGUCAGAAGACGAGGAAGAGAGAUUUAGUCAAGCGGUAAGAAACAUGGAGUUUGAUAGACAUCUUGGACCAUAUACACUCAACCAGUAUGGUGACUGGAAGCGCUUGUCUAAUUACAUCACAAAGAGUGUUAUAGAAAAGAUUGAGCCCAUUGGAAGGGAAAUCUCAGUUGAAUGUGAGCCCGAUAUAGCUCAGAGUAUAUUACAAACACCUGGUGAGAAAACUUUGGGUGAGCAGUUGAAAAGCACAAAGUCUUCCAUGGUAGUUAAUGAGCCUCAAAAGAAAAGCUGUUAUUAUACUCCAAUUCCCCAUCUUGUCAAGCACAAAGGAAUCCAAGGACAAGAGCUCACUUCUCUGAAUCUUGAUAAGACACAAUUGCUAGAGAGCAUCCUAAUGAAAGAAUAUGGAGGUUCAGAAGACUUAAUUCUUGGUGAGCUACAAUUUGCAUUUGUAGCAUUUCUGAUGGGACAAUCACUUGAAGCAUUUAUGCAAUGGAAAUCACUGAUUUGCCUCUUUUUUGGAUGUUAUGAAGCUCCUCUUCAUACAAGGAGUCAGCUUUUCACCAAGUUCAUUAAUGUUAUUUAUUAUCAACUGAAGCAUGGGUUACAAAAGCAGGCAGAUGCCAGGGGUACUACAGGCAAUAGUAUGCUUCCAUUGUUGGAUGAAUCUUGGUUAAGUUCUGAAAGCUUUCUAUAUCAUCUUUGCAAGGAUUUCUUUUCAUUGGUGAUGGAAGCAGUAGUUAUUGACGGGGAUCUCUUAUCAUGGACAAGGAGUUUGAAACAGCUGCUAGAGGACACGCUCGGUUGGGAGUUCCAGCAGGGAAACGCUCUAGAUUUCAAUGACGAUGAUGAGUUUGCUCCAGUAGUUGUAAUGGAUGUUUGAGGAUACAAUAUUAGGAAGAUGUGAUGGUGACUGUGCUACACAAAACAGGGAAGAAUGGAAUGCGAACUACAUUUUAAAGUGUACAUUUUAAAUGAAGUCCAUGGCUAUUAAUAGCAUUUGUUGUCGUCUGUCAAGCCUCCAUAUGUAUUUUGUUCAGCUGUUGUCUAGCUUUGCGAGAGUUGUUAAGAAACAAUAUUUAGAUGAGGAAUUGUCUAUAAAGUUGCCAGUUUUCAAAUGUUG
Impatiens glandulifera is the source of this 1684-nucleotide messenger RNA. Its product is annotated as protein AAR2 homolog. The coding region runs from base 275 to 1444 and encodes 389 amino acids. Gene Ontology annotation, biological process: spliceosomal tri-snRNP complex assembly. Lineage: Eukaryota; Viridiplantae; Streptophyta; Magnoliopsida; Ericales; Balsaminaceae. The record is from RefSeq and is a predicted model, not a curated record. The transcript has 14 exons.